AUGGCGGUGGAACCAAAGAGUGGCGAGGCGAUCCAGAUCAGGGAGGUGUGGGAUGACAACCUCGAGGCGGAGUUCGCCCAGAUCCGUGAGAUCGUGGACGAGUACCCCUUUGUUGCUAUGGAUACGGAGUUUCCGGGAAUCGUGCUGCGUCCGGUCGGCAGCUUCAAGACGAACUCGGAGUACAACUACCAGACGCUCAAGGCCAAUGUUGACCUACUCAAGAUGAUCCAGCUAGGCCUCACUUUUUCUGACGAGCACGGUAACCUGCCCACCUGCGACGAUGGCCGCCAGUGUAUCUGGCAGUUUAACUUUAGGGAGUUCAACCCCCAGGAGGACGUCUUCGCCAGCGAUUCUAUUGAGCUUCUCCGUCAAUCUGGCAUCGACUUUAAGAAGAAUACUGAGCAGGGCAUUGAUGCCCAGCGCUUCGGGGAGCUGUUGAUGUCAUCUGGCAUCGUGCUUAAUGAUUCUGUGCACUGGGUGACCUUCCACAGUGGCUAUGAUUUUGGGUACCUCCUCAAAUUGCUCACCUGCCAGAACCUUCCGGAGACCCAGGCUGGAUUCUUCGAGUUGAUCAACAUUUACUUCCCCACUCUUUAUGACGUCAAGCACAUGAUGAAGUUCUGCAACAGCCUCCAUGGAGGCUUGAACAAGCUUGCCGAGCUACUGGAUGUUGAGAGGGUGGGAAUCUGCCAUCAAGCGGGGUCAGAUAGCUUGCUCACGUCGUCAGCAUUCAGGAAGCUGAAGGAAUUGUUCUUCAAUGGGUCCACUGAGAAAUAUGCUGGUGUUCUGUAUGGUCUUGGUGUUGAGGCCGGACAAAAUACGUGUUGA
Molecule: messenger RNA, 828 nt
Organism: Spirodela intermedia
Lineage: Eukaryota; Viridiplantae; Streptophyta; Magnoliopsida; Alismatales; Araceae
Source: the annotation of a GenBank genome assembly